CCGGUCGGAUUCAGUUUGAAAAAGUCAGUCUUGGCGAAAAGUGUGCCUAAAGGAUUAACAGUUUACAAGGAUACAAUAAGGAUAUAAAAGCAAUGCAGCGACCGUUGUUGCUCCUGCUAGUCUCAGCCCUUCUGCUAUGUGCGGCAGUGGCGCUGCCCGUGAGUCUGGAGCAGGCCGAGGAAGACUGGCUGGAACAGAUCCUGGCGGAAAGCCCGGACAUUGAGGAGUUCCAGGACCUGGACAUCAGCGCCGGUAACAACAUUAAGAAGCGAUCGGUCAAGGAUUCCAGCAGCUCCUCCGAGGAGCACAGGGACAAGGCGAAGGACAAGGCAAACAGCUCCUUGGAUUCCUCUUCCGAGGAGAAGACGACAACUGAAAAUACCCCCGCCCGAAAACGACGAGAUACUGAGAUGGAAUAUAACGAUCUAGCCAAGACAAGAAGGUGUAUGCAAAUUGCGGGAAUACGAGGUAUUAGGCCUGAAAUGCUUAAUGCUGAUGCGAGGAAAUUUAUUUGCGAUUUGGUGGAAUAUAGAAGAAGGCGCGAGAUAGCCCCAGAGGAGUCUACGGAUAAAAAAGCCAACGAUGAGCCAGAGCUGGACGCCCAGGCCGAGAAGGAGCUGGACGAGGAAAUGGCCCGAGCUGCAUCUGAGCUUUUGAAUGGCAAGGAUAACACCAGCAUCGAGGACCUGGACCUCAGCGCCGGUAACAACAUCAAGAAGCGAUCGGUCAAGGAUUCCAGCAGCUCCUCAGAGGAGCACAAGGACAAGGCAAACAGCUCCGGGGACUCCUCUUCCGAGGAGAAGACGACAACUGAAAGUACCCCCGCCCGAAAACGACGAGAUAGUGGGAUGGAAUUUAAGGAACAAGCCGAUACAAGUGUGUGUAUUUUAAUGUUGGAAUCACUAGGUAUUACGACUGAAAAGCUUAAUGCUGAUGCGAGGAAAUCGCUUUGCGAUUUGUUGGAAUAUAGAAGAAGGCGCGAGAUAGCCCCAGAGGAGUCUACGGAUAAAAAAGCCAACGAUGAACCAGAGCUGGACGCCCAGGCCGAGAAGGAGCUGGACGAGGAAAUGGCCCGAGCUGCAUCUGAGCUUUUGAAUGGCAAGGAUAACACCAGCAUUGAGGAUUACGCCCAGGGCUGUGAGGUCAUGGAAGUCAGCUCUAAAGAAGCCAAUGAGGCCACCUACGCCGAAUGACUUCCUUAACACCUUAUGAUUUUUAAUAAACAAAAUAAGAACCUACAUAAUAA
Molecule: messenger RNA, 1246 nt
Organism: Drosophila gunungcola (fruit fly)
Lineage: Eukaryota; Metazoa; Arthropoda; Insecta; Diptera; Drosophilidae
Exons: 1
Coding region: 93-1193 (366 amino acids)
Source: RefSeq, a predicted model, not a curated record